ACUUGGGACCCGGGUACAAAGAGAUGGAUCGCCAUGGAUGACUAGCCUCAGGUAUUCCCUGUCACCCUGCACCACCAUACAAGCCUUCGAGAAUGCCAGGGUCACCCGUAGCCACAAUCCCAUCUCCUCGCACAGUUCCAGAUGUGUCCGGCAUGCUCAAGGCUGCUCCAGAAAAUGGAGGGUGGACGCCGCUGCAGCGGUCUUCUCGCGUACAGUACACGAGACCGAUGGUUGGCUCCGAGUCUUGGAUCUUUUCCUGGCGCGAGUUUGGCGACGGUCUAGGCGACGUCUGUCACGGCUUCACGCUCAACACAAGCCUCAGCAUCGGCACUGUUGAAGAGAGACUGAAGAAUGGCCUAUGUUAUCUCAGAUUCGUCGCACCCCUCCUCGGAGGCACCAUUGAGAAGGGUAUCCACGACCCGGAGCUGGGAUCAUGGGUGUACACUCCUGCCUCCGGGAUCGACGAGGUGCGCCGCUGGGCCGCGGACACGCUGUCCGUGGUCGAGACCACAACAUCUCCCAACGACUUCGUCAACCACGCAGUCACAACACCCCUCCCCUACACCCUCUCCGACGGGAAGACCCAGUACUGGAAGCUCUUCCUCCUGCGGGACGCCGCCGGCCCGAUCGGGCUGUUCGCCCACGGCACGCACGCGCUCUUCGACGCCCACCCGACGCUCAAGAUGCUCCAGACUUUGCUGGACGAAAUCGUCCAACCGCAUGAUGAUGAAUUCAUCCGCAGCCUUGCCUGGGGAGAAGAGUGGCGCAACCUCUGUGCUGAUCCUAUCAUCGCGACCGGGCCGCGGGAGGGCUGGGACGACGAGGGCAUGAAGCUGGUCCAGUUCAUGCAGAGCCAGAUGACGAGUCCCGUGCCCAUGCACGGCUUGAAGCCACGCCGGCCGGCCAUCCAGGACGUCACCACAGUGCACCGCGUUGUGCAGACACUCGAGCCCGACGUGACCAGGUCGGUCCUCGCCGCCCUCAAGCGUACGGGCCACACGGUGACGCAGCUCGUCGAGGCCGCGACGAUCCUCGCGCUCUUCGCGGAGAACCCCGACGUCGCGUCGCCAGAGGAGGCGCACGUCACCCUGGACCUCUGCUUCAUAUCCUUGAUGAAGCACCUCGUGCCCCCGUACGAGCCGGCCACGCACAUCGUCUCGUGCUCUGGACUGGUCUGGAUCAAGGUGCCCUACAGCGUGUUCCGCACAGAAGACGACGCGGCGAAGAGGCUCUGUCUGAUCAUGGGCCAUCUGCGCGACCAAUACGCCGUGUACCUGUCCAGCCCUCACCUCCCGCAUCUCACCGCGCGCGUGGCGCAGAUGGUGCCGCUGCGCGUCGCGCCGCCUACCCUGUGGCCGAACAAGUCCGCGAACAUCCUGACGAACAUCGGCGUGAUCGACCGCAUAGCCAAACUUGACUAUUACGAGCACCCCGGCGACGCGCAUCCGCUCGUCGCGGUGGACGAUAUGAUAUUCUGUCAUAGUGUAGGGGAAACACACCGCCCGAUCGUGCAUGCGUGGACGAUCAAGGGACGCCUGCACAUGCAGAUACGGGGCGCUGACGUCUGGGACUCGAGCCAGCUUGAGCAGUUUGGGAGCAGGAUUCUCGAGUUCGUGCGCUUGAUCUCUACUGCCAGUGUCGCAUAGAUGCCGUCCAAGAGUUGCAAGC
Rhodofomes roseus is the source of this 1668-nucleotide messenger RNA. RefSeq lists its product as uncharacterized. NCBI's taxonomy places the organism in Eukaryota, Fungi, Basidiomycota, Agaricomycetes, Polyporales, Fomitopsidaceae. The transcript is spliced from 8 exons. Bases 93 to 1646 code for a protein of 517 amino acids. The record is from RefSeq and is a predicted model, not a curated record.